AAGCUAGCAGAAACAGAAACGCGAACUCCAAUAUUCUGAACGGAAGAAAGUUGAGAAUAGCUGAAACUCAGCGGGCAACAGAAGAAUGAUUAUUCGUACCAUUCUGAAAACGGGAUUCGCUUACACUUUAGAGCUGCAAACAGACACGCGCAACCUCUCGAGGCGGAAGUGAUCAGCUGACUCUGGAGUCAUGCGGCCAGUGGGCCUGGCUGCGUCAGAUGCCGGUGUAUUUUCUACUAUUUCUUUUCCCUGCUGCUUUAACAUGGUUGCUCUGGUUUUGCUUCACUUCCUAGCCCUAGGAUUUGGAUCACCGGUUACAUCCCAGAGAAACUUUGAAAUUGAUUAUGCUCGCAACUGUUUCCUUAAGGAUGGGAAACCAUUCCGCUACAUUUCAGGCAGCAUCCAUUAUGCCCGGAUUCCCCGUUUCUACUGGAAGGACCGUCUCUUGAAGAUGAAAAUGGCAGGCCUUGAUGCUGUUCAAAUGUAUGUUCCAUGGAACUUUCACGAACCUGAGCCAGGAGUUUACAACUUCAGAGAUGACAGGGAUCUGGUGUAUUUCCUGAAACUUGCUGAUGAGAUUGGCUUGUUGGUCAUAUUGAGAGCGGGGCCUUACAUAUGUGCAGAAUGGGACAUGGGUGGUCUGCCUGCCUGGUUAUUAGAAAAAGAAUCAAUUGUUCUUAGAUCUUCUGAUUCAGACUAUUUAGCAGCUGUAGGAAGAUGGAUGGGGGUCUUAUUACCAAAGAUGAAGCCUCACCUUUAUCAGAAUGGGGGCCCCAUUAUUAUGGUGCAGGUUGAAAAUGAAUAUGGAAGUUAUUUCGCAUGUGAUUUUCAUUACCUCCGUUACCUGAAGAAUCUUUUUCGCCAGUACCUUGGGAAUGAAGUAGUCCUGUUCACAACAGAUGGUGCAACAAAGAUUUUUUUGCGCUGUGGAACUCUUCAAGGCCUUUAUUCAACCGUGGAUUUUGGACCACAUACCAAUGUCACUGAAGCCUUUUUAACUCAGAGACGAACUGAGCCUCAAGGCCCCUUGGUCAAUUCUGAAUUCUAUACUGGUUGGUUAGAUCAUUGGGGCCACCCCCAUAAUGUUAUACCGUCACCAGCCAUAGCAAAAACUCUUAGUGAAAUCUUGGCACAUGGAGCUAACGUUAACCUAUAUAUGUUCAUAGGAGGCACUAAUUUUGGCUACUGGAAUGGAGCCAAUAUACCAUACAUGGCACAACCUACUAGUUAUGAUUAUGAUGCCCCAUUGAGUGAAGCAGGGGAUCUUACAGAGAAGUAUUUUGCUCUCAGAGAAGUUAUUGGCAUGUACAAGGAUUUGCCAAAGGGGCCUAUACCUCCAACAACUCCUAAGUUUGCAUAUGGAGAAGUUAAAUUGAUGAAGGUUGGAACAGUGACUGAACUGCUGAAUGAUUUUUCCCCAUCUGGACCAAUUAAAAGCAUGUAUCCUUUGACAUUUGUUCAAUUAAAGCAGUAUUUUGGAUACGCAUUAUACAGAACAAAGUUACCAAGAAACUGUAGUAAGGAAAUUCUUUCUUCAUUUGAUGGCAUUCAUGAUCGGGCCUACAUCUCUGUGGAUGGGAUUCCUCAGGGGAUUCUUGAAAGAAGGAAAUCCUUGAAAUUGAACAUAACUGGGAAUGCAGGUGCCAAUCUGGAUUUGUUGAUAGAAAAUAUGGGUCGAGUCAAUUAUGGACGAUACAACAAUGACUUCAAGGGUCUGAUUGUGAAUUUAACUCUUGCUCAAGAUAUCCUUUUUGACUGGGAAAUAUAUCCCCUGGACAUUGACAGAGCAGUGCAAGGAGGUUUCAGUUAUAAGAUAUCUGGAAAAAAUGUACCAACGUAUGAAGGGCCGAGUGUUUAUACUGGCAAUUUUUCCAUUCCUAGUGGAAUUCCAGAUUUGCCUCAGGACACCUAUCUCAAAUUUCCAGGUUGGACAAAGGGACAAGUCUGGAUUAAUGGCUUUAAUUUAGGACGCUACUGGCCAUCCCUUGGCCCUCAGUUAACAUUGUUUGUGCCUAGAGAUAUCCUUGUUUCAUCUUCUCCAAAUAAUAUUACCAUUCUGGAGCUGGAGAAAUCUCCUUGUGUCAUCCAGAAUUGUUUAGUGGAAUUUGUGGAUAAGCCCAUCCUCAAUAAAACUCUUGAUUAUGAAGGCAAUUUUGAGAAGCUGUUCUCUAAUGAUUUGUGACUGAAUCCUAUGCACCGUAUUUUUCAGAGUAUAAGACACACCUUUUUACCCCCAAAAAGGGGGUGAAAAUCUGGGUGCGUCUUAUUCACCAAAUGUAGCCCCAUCCGCCCACCGGCCCCCACCCUUUGACAUGUGCCUUGCAGCAGUUACCUCCUUGCAAGCAAACAGCAAGAAAAAACAGCUCCUUUCAGCUUUAGCAUAGACUAAUUAGCACAAGUUGAUUGGAUCCGCCUCCCGACUCUCAGCUGAUUUGCUCUCAGCUGUUUUCUGCAAGGCUCUGCUACCUGCUGCAAUGAGAUAAAUUGUUGGAGCAGAUUUUUUUUCCCCUUGUGCUAAUCAAGCUAUGCUGAAACUGAAAGUAAAGUAGGCUGUUUGCUGCAACGAGGCAAAAUUAAGCAGAGGCAGAGGGAGGUUUCUUUUUCUUCUUUUUCCUCACCAAAAAAGGUAGAUGCAAACAAAUUUAGGGCAAAAGAGGAGAGUUCAAGAUUUUAAGACACAAAAGAAAAAAAGGAGAAAGAAAAAGGCAAAAAUAAAAAUGGGAAGGGAGAAAAAGAAAUGAAAGAGAAAAAUGUUAUGCAUAUUUAGAAUUGAAAUAUGAAUAGUAAUAAGAAAUAAAUGGGAAAUCAUGAUUGUAAAAAUGAAAUUAAUAAUAAUUGGAAUAUUUGUCCUUGUAUUUUUGAAAUCUAGACAAUGAUAAGUUUUUAUUUUUUUAUUUUUUUUAGAAAUAUGAAUAAGUAUAAACUGUAACAAUUGAAAUACCUUUAAUGGUAUAUGGUGGUGAAAGUAAAAAGGAUUAAAUUAUAGCUUGGAUAACAGCUAGAACAUUUUUAAAUUUAAUUAGGGAAAUUGUAAUGAUUGAAAUAUUUUUAAUUAUAUAUUGUGAUGAAAGUAGAAAUGAUUAAGUUGUGAUUUGGAGGAUUAUAUGGGCAAAACUAUGUGGGUUAUUGGGAGAGUUUAAGAUGUGAAAAUGAGUAACAUAAGGGGAAAAUUAUUUGGUUUAUUAUUAUUAGCAAAUAUAAUUAAUUGAUUUGUAUGAAAUUGGAUUGCAUGGAAAUAAUUGGAAUAUUCAUGUUCAUAUUGAUUAAUAUACAAAAAAGAUAGUUAUAUAACUAAUUGAUUUAUAUUAAAAUGAAUUUGUAUUAAACAAUUGUAAUAUUACACAAUUAACCCACAUUUGUUAUGAUAAUUACAUAAUCAAUGUGAGGAUGGAUAUAAAACUAGAAGGGGAAGGGGUAUAAUAUAGAAUAGAAGGGAAAAAUUGAAUUUGAUUAAGAUUAGAGAUGAGGAUGAAGGGUAAUAUUGGUUUUUAAAAAAAAAAAUAGAUGAGGAAUAAAUAUGGCAAAAAGGAAAUAUAGAAAUUGUAAAUUUAAUUGAAAUGACUAAACACUGUUUAAAUUUGUGAACCGGCCAAAUACUCUGUCCAAAGGAAAUACAUUGAAUGUUUGUAUGUGUGUUUGUCUAAAAAAUAAAAAAAAUCUUUUUUAAAAAAAACCCAAAAAGUUAGGUGCGUCUUAUAUUCUGAAAAAUACUACUUGUAAUUCUACUUGAUUUACUGAUUGUUGAACCCGUCAAAAUAUUCAGAUUCAAAUGCUUGGAUAGUGGUGAGAAGUCUUACAGUUCUAAGUGGUUCUUAACAUGAAAAUGAAGACAUAUCUUCUAUGCUUCUAAAAUAGUCGUUUGACAUUGAUGAAGUCUCAAUUCUGUUUAAUUGAUUUUACCAUAUAUUAAAUCAAAGUGAUAAUUACUUAAAAGUGUCUGGGUGUUAUUUUAACACCCAAAUUUAACUGGAUAUUCUUAGAUGUAUCAUGUAUCUGUUUUCCUUGAACAAUUGUAGCUUUUCAGAAUAAAUGUGUUUGGUUCUGGAA
This is a messenger RNA of Pantherophis guttatus, 4047 nucleotides long. It is a transcript of the gene GLB1, whose product is annotated as galactosidase beta 1. NCBI's taxonomy places the organism in Eukaryota, Metazoa, Chordata, Lepidosauria, Squamata, Colubridae. The record is from RefSeq and is a predicted model, not a curated record. Gene Ontology annotation, biological process: carbohydrate metabolic process. Gene Ontology annotation, molecular function: beta-galactosidase activity.